This is a messenger RNA of Mollisia scopiformis, 441 nucleotides long. RefSeq lists its product as uncharacterized. Lineage: Eukaryota; Fungi; Ascomycota; Leotiomycetes; Helotiales; Mollisiaceae. Bases 1 to 441 code for a protein of 146 amino acids. The record is from RefSeq and is a predicted model, not a curated record. The transcript has 4 exons.
AUGGCAAACCUUACACACUUCAACCCCAAGGCAUCCUCCAAACCUUACAUGGGCCUAUUCUCUAACUGCACAAUCGUGCCGCCUAAUACUGCUCUCGCCUAUAUCUCAACACAGUGGGCUGCUGACCCGAGCACUGGCGAACUUGUGGAAGGCGCCGCUGGUGAUUAUACCAAGCAGUCUAAAAUAGUCUGGACCAAUCUCGUUGAAACUCUGAAGGAGCUUGGCGCACAAAUGAAGGACGUCGUACACACAACUGUCAGCUUUUCCGAAUUCAACGAUGACAUUGGCAAAGCUGUCGUCGAAGCUUGGGUAUCUGUCAUGCCAGACGAGUGGAAGCAAGACAUGUUCAAGCCCUCUCUUACAUUCAAUGGAGUAUCUAUUUUCCAUCGUCCCGGUGUCGUCUAUGCCGUAGAUUUGGUCGUCGCUGUCCCUUCGAAGUAG